CUUCUCAGCAGGCGGCGACUUCAACGGUACCGCUGAAGUUAAGAGAGUGACAAUGUGUAGAAAAGCGGUGUGAGCCGGUAACGUUUGUGCUGUUUGCGCUGCUCCGAAGAAUAAGUGACAUAAGUUUUAUCUAGAAGGACUGGUUUAUAUCGGAUAGCGGAUUUAAAUGCUCUACAAUCAUCAUGACAAGUAAACAGGAGGCUAAAUCAGGAUUUUAAAAACACCUAGAAGGUAACUCGGCUCAGAACAUCAGGGAAGUUAACGUUUUAACUGUAGCUAACUGACGUCGCCAGUUCGUUACAUUUUUAGGUUGUUUAGUAAAAGACACUGUCUAUACUGUAACUUUACCGGGUUGGCUUAAACACCACUGAAAACCUAAAAGCUUCGAAUUCAGAUCAGUUUCCGAGCUAUUUCACUUUACAAAGGACUAACUUUCGCCUGGUUCGCAUUAAGAGGAUUUCCACUUUAACCGAAGUAAACAGUGGGCAUUACCAUACCGGUACCAAGAGCAGAACAGGGACAUGCGGAACAAGAACAAAGGCAGGCUACAUUGAUUGACAUACCUCCCCCCUUUUUUGACAGGAGCUGAAUGGCCUCUGUUGUAGCAGUGAAAACUGAGAAGCGGCCUGCAGUGGAUUCUCAGGAUGCAGACUCCAAUGCUAAAAAGCCCAGGAUUUGGGAAGUACCAUCUUGGGAACCAUCGUCACUCAAUCUCUGCCUACCCCAAAGGAAACUGCUGCCCAGUCUGAAGACUAAGCGAGCCCCCGAGCUUGUCCUGGUGAUUGGUACGGGGGUAAGCUCUGCAGUGGCCCCUCAGGUCCCUGCUCUCCGCUCCUGGAAGGGCCUCAUCCAGGCCUUGCUCGAUGCAGCCAAUGACUUUGACCUACUGGAGGAAGAGGAAAAUCGGCGGUUCCAGAAGCACAUGCAGGAAGACAAGAAUUUGGUGCAUGUGGCCCAUGACCUCAUUCAGAAACUUUCCCCGAGAACAGGUAAUGUAAGGUCCACGUUCUUCAAGGACUGCCUGUACGAAGUGUUUGAUGAUUUGGAGUGUAAGAUGGAGCACGCAGGGAAACACUUACUGCGGUCAGUGCUGCAGUUAAUGGAGAGCGGCGCACUCGUUCUCACUACCAACUUCGACAACCUGCUGGAAAUUUAUGCAGCCCAUCAGGGCACCAAGCUGGAGUCUUUGGACCUGACAGAUGAGAAGAAGGUGCUGGAGUGGGCUCAGGAGAAACGGAGGUUAAGUGUUCUGCAUAUCCACGGUGUUUACACCAACCCCAGUGGUAUCGUACUGCACCCUGCUGGCUAUCAGAAUGUAUUGAGGAACACUGAGGUUAUGCGUGAGAUUCAGAAGUUGUACGAGACCAAAUCCUUUGUCUUUCUGGGCUGCGGCCGCACAGUAGACGACACAACCUUCCAGGCUCUGUUCUUGGAGGCGGUUAAACACAAGUCGGACCUCGAGCACUUCAUGCUCGUGCGGCGAGAGGAUGUGGGAGAGUUCAAGAAGCUGCGCGACAACAUGCUUGACAAGGGCAUCAAGGUCAUCUCCUAUGGAGACGAGUACGCUGACCUGCCUGAGUACUUUGAGAGGCUGGCCAAUGAGAUCUGCAACCGUGACGUGUCCACCAAUGGCUGGGGAUCCCCGUCGCAGAACGGAGAGGAACAGCAGAUCGGUAUUAACACACAGAAAAGCCUCCUUCAAGGUUAAGACUGAACUCGUCUCUUUGGCUCGGAGCUGCGGCCUCUCGCUAAAGACAUUUUCAGACUAAACGUCCUGUUCAGAACUGUAUGCUGGUAGAAAAUCCAAGUCU
This is a messenger RNA of Maylandia zebra (zebra mbuna), 1811 nucleotides long. RefSeq names its product family with sequence similarity 118 member B (gene siral1). NCBI's taxonomy places the organism in Eukaryota, Metazoa, Chordata, Actinopteri, Cichliformes, Cichlidae. The record is from RefSeq and is a predicted model, not a curated record.